UUGAUUGUGGUUAAUAAGAAAGGAGAAAGAUUUAAUGUUAAUCAGGGUUUGAUUGAAGAAGGAUAUGCUGUAAAGAGGGAAGAAACCUAUUUUUCAAAGUGUAAUCAUGAAUUAAGGAUAGAUUCAUAUGUGAUUAACAAUAUGUCGACAGAGCAAAAACAGUUUUACGAAGAACAACAAUAUGACAAAUAUAGUUUGUUAAAAUAUCCCGAACCACCUAGAGAAGAGAAUUGCAAUUCUAGCGUAAAACUCCAAGGUCCAUAUUCUCCUUUAGAAAUGGAGUUGAUCCAGUUGACGUUGGGUGAAAAAUCGCGAAAGAUAAUUGUGGAAAAGAAUUCUGUCAAUGCUGUCCUUUUAGAUAACAAUCUCAAUCAAUCGAGACGUCUUUUGGUCGCUCAAAACGUUAAUAAAACUAUUCAAGAUUGUCUAACGUUGAAAAAUACGACUCUUCUGUCAAAUAUUCCUGGACUUGCGGCAUUGCUCGCACUAAUUUUUGCACCGUGUGUGGAAUUGAGAUGCAAUUCUCGCAAAACUUAUUAUACCGGAGCUUUAUGCGGUUUGGGCCCGAUAGGUGUUGGCAGCAACCAAGCUACAUUUCCCAAUCACGAUAUGGAAAUUACAUUUGACGUAGAUAUCACGAUGGAUGAUGUGACGGAG
Molecule: messenger RNA, 657 nt
Organism: Temnothorax curvispinosus
Lineage: Eukaryota; Metazoa; Arthropoda; Insecta; Hymenoptera; Formicidae
Product: probable ATP-dependent RNA helicase spindle-E
Exons: 2
Source: RefSeq, a predicted model, not a curated record